Molecule: messenger RNA, 3294 nt
Organism: Brassicogethes aeneus
Lineage: Eukaryota; Metazoa; Arthropoda; Insecta; Coleoptera; Nitidulidae
Source: the annotation of a GenBank genome assembly
AUUUUGAAGAAGAAGAAGAAUGAAAAAUCUUUCAAACUCUUUGGUUUAUUUAUAAAUUGUCAUAAUACUAAAUAAAUUUAAAAGUAGCGUUGAAUUAAUAUGUCUUUAUUCAAAUUGGAAUGCUUAAGAAGGUUUUACAUUUAAAUUUUGACAUUUACAAUUUUUAGGUUAUCCGAUUCAACAAUUUAUCUACAAUCGCCGUGUUAAAAAGAUGUGAACAUAGUUAAAGUUAACUUUCUCUGUGGAUGUGAUUUAGUUGUAGAAAAUGAGUGUUUUUAUUUAAUCAAAAUGAUAGGAACAGAUAUCAAUAAAGACUUUUGCCACUGGCUAGCCCACAUAAAGAUGUCUCGAUUAGUGAUCCUGGUUUUUGCUAUGCUUAUAUUUAUCCCACUUAUUAUGCACUUUUAUUUAUCUAAAGUGGAGAGAUCCUCAAUAAGCAUAUCCAGCAACUCUCACUUUGAUAUAUCAGAGGAUUUAAAUUUUAUACAAGAUUUCGAUGUUAAAGAUGGUGUGGAGGAGUUAAUUAGAAUUAGAGGGUCUGUUUUGAGUGAGUUAAGAGAUAUGGAGCAAAAAAGACAGAAAUUACUAGUGGAAAUUCAGGGCUAUACAAAGAAUAUUGAAGAGUUAAAGCAGGAGAUUUUUCAUUUACAAACCAACUUAAAUAGACUUAAAAUAUCUGUAGAACAAGCACAAGUUGCACAAAAAGAAGCUGUACAACAAAACACGCCAGAUUUAGCGUUACCCAAGAAAUUAACUGCAAAUUUCUUUCCAGAGAAAUUACCUUCAAUACCUAAGCAUUUAUCAAGGAACUGUAAAAUGUUUUCUUGCUUUGAUCACUCCCGUUGCUCUCUAACAUCAGGAUUCCCUGUUUACUUGUAUGAUCCUGAUCAACACCCAGUAAUGAAUUAUGGUUGGGACGUGGACGGUUUCCUUAAAACAACCCUAAAACAAACUUUGGGCUACAACCCCCAUCUAACGAGCAAACCUGAAGAGGCUUGUGUUUAUUUGGUUUUGGUUGGAGAGGCUCUCAGAGAUACCGGUGAUGUGAGUGAUAAUGUGGGGAAUCAGUUAAAUUUGCCACCUUUGGAUUCAACAGCUUUAAAGAGAUUGCCUUUUUGGGGUGGCGAUGGUAGGAACCAUGUGCUGUUGAAUUUGGCCAGAAGGGAUUUGACGGCUGGUUCUGGGGAUAUUUUUUCCAAUGUUGAUACAGGGAGAGCCAUUUUGGUGCAGUCGACAUUUAUGUGGCACCAAUUUCGUCCAGGCUUCGACCUGAUAGUAUCCCCAGUGCUGGGCCCCCCUGGGGGUGACGUUUGGCAAGAAUGCCCCUUCAUGGUGCCAAGUCGUCGAAAAUAUUUGCUAACGUUCCAAGGCGAAAUGAAAACAAACCACAAAUCCCCGUCGACGCCAAAUUACGCGCCGGACGAUUCGGAUUUGGCCAAGGAAACGCAAGAAUUGGACAAAUUCGUGUUGGAGCACCUAAAAGAUUUACAAAAAACUAACACCUCCGAUAAGUUUUUGUUCGAAUUCGAGUGCGUUUUGGCCAGUGACGACAACGUGAACGCGGCACCCCACGAUUGGGCCUUGUGUGGCACUGACAGUUCUAGACGGUCGGUACUGAAGGAAUCUACGUACGCGCUGAUUUUUGCUCCGGGAUCCCCCGAUUUAAUUACCACCACACUGUUGCAAGCCAGGAUUUACGAGGCGCUGAGAUCGGCUGCCAUUCCUGUUGUUUUGGGAGGGGAUCAAGUCACUUUGGCUUAUAAUGAGGUUAUCCAAUGGAGAAGAGUGGCAAUAUUCCUGCCAAAAGCCCGAAUAACGGAACUUCACUUUCUAUUGCGCGCAAUACCAGACGAAGACGUUCUGCUGUUUCGUCGUCAAGGGCGUCUGGUGUGGGAAAAGUACCUUGCUUCUGUACAAAGCACUCUGGACACUAUAGUGGCAGUGCUGCGCAAUCGCUUGAACAUCCCUGCUUUACCGGCCGAAACUUUUACGGCAGUUAGCGUGUUCAACGACACCUUCCAACCAAUCCAGGUGCCUGUUGCCGUCGACACGGAACAGGAAGAGAGUUUGGGUCCGCUGGAGCCUCCGUACAACAGUCCCGCCUACAGGCGGAACUACAGUUUGCCCCUGACGCAGGGUGCGGAGAUGUGGAACGAUUGGGGCGACCCCUUCAGACUGUACGCCGCACUUCCGAUGGAUCCGGUGUUGCCAUCCGAUGCCAAGUUUAUAGGCUCGGGGAGGGGGUUCAGGCCCAUCGGACAGGGAUCAGGAGGAGCCGGUAAAGAAUUCUCGGAGUCGUUGGGGGGAAACAACCCCCGCGAGCAAUUCACAGUGCUCCUAUUAACUUACGAGCGCGAGCAAGUGCUCAUAGACUCCAUAGCGCGCCUAAGGGGCCUGCCCUAUCUGAACUCCGUGGUGGUGGUGUGGAACUCCCCCCGACCCCCCAACGCCGAGCUAAGAUGGCCGGACAUCGGCAUCCCCGUGCACGUCAUAAAGGCGGCCAGGAACUCCCUGAACAACCGGUUCUUGCCUCUCGAUAUCCUUCAGACCGAGGCUAUUUUGUCGGUCGACGACGACGCCCACUUGAGGCACGACGAGAUAUUGUUCGGGUUUAGGGUGUGGAGGGAGCACAGAAGCAGGAUCGUGGGGUUCCCCGGGAGAUACCACGCUUUGGAUGUCAAUACAAAGAACACUUGGUUGUAUAACUCGAACUACAGCUGCGAGCUCAGCAUGGUUUUGACUGGAGCAGCGUUUUUGCACAGGCAUUACUUGCAUUUGUACUGGAAAUGGCUUCCACAAGCAAUAAGAGACAAAGUUGACGAAUACAUGAAUUGCGAGGAUAUUGCAAUGAACUUCUUAGUUAGUCACGUAACCAGACAGCCUCCUGUAAAAGUGACGUCCAGGUGGACAUUUAGAUGUCCUGGGUGUCCUCAAAGUCUUUCUGAAGACGAUACCCACUUCCAAGAAAGACAUAAAUGCAUUAACUUUUUUUCACAAGUUUUUGGUUAUACACCAUUACUGAACACUCAGUAUAGAGCAGACUCGAUAUUAUUUAAGACUCGAAUACCGCACGACAAACAGAAAUGUUUUAAGUUUAUUUAGUUUAAUUAAUCGAAUUAACAUGACUUUUAAUUUAUUUAUUGUAAAUAUUUUAUAGAUGUAUGUACCUACACGCAAAAUUAUUAUUGUGAUAUUUUAAUUGUGCCAUUUUAUAUUUUAAUAUUAUUUAAGUUUUUAUACAAAGAUUUGUUUGACCUGACUUUAAUUUGUAAAUAAUAAAGUAAAAAACAAAAA